Linum trigynum is the source of this 3528-nucleotide messenger RNA. The record is from the annotation of a GenBank genome assembly. NCBI's taxonomy places the organism in Eukaryota, Viridiplantae, Streptophyta, Magnoliopsida, Malpighiales, Linaceae.
AUGGAGGAAGUUUGUGAGGGAAAGGAUUUUUCAUUCCCCAAGCAGGAGGAAAAGAUUCUCUCUUUCUGGUCUGAAAUCAAGGCCUUCGAAACUCAAUUGUCCCGCACGGAAUCCCUCCCGGAGUAUGUUUUCUACGACGGUCCUCCCUUCGCCACCGGGCUUCCUCACUACGGCCACAUCCUUGCCGGAACCAUUAAAGAUAUCGUGACUCGCUACCAGACCACGACCGGCCACCACGUCACGCGUCGUUUUGGAUGGGACUGCCAUGGCUUGCCCGUCGAGAACGAGAUCGACAGGAAGCUGGGGAUCAAGAGAAGGGAUGAGGUUCUGAAAAUGGGGAUUGAUAAGUACAAUGACGAGUGCAGGAGCAUCGUGACUCGUUACGUUGAGGAAUGGGAGAAGGUUAUCACGAGGACAGGGCGUUGGAUUGAUUUCAAGAAUGAUUACAAGACCAUGGAUUUGAAGUUCAUGGAGACUGUUUGGUGGGUUUUCUCGCAGCUUUGGGACAAAGGUCUCGUUUAUAAAGGUUUCAAGGUCAUGCCAUACAGUACUGGUUGCAAGACUGUACUAUCGAAUUUUGAAGCUGGCCAGAAUUUUAAGGAUGUACCUGAUCCAGAGAUCAUGGUAGCAUUUCCUGUUGUGGGUGAUCCUGAUAAGGCUGCAUUUGUGGCUUGGACGACCACACCGUGGACUCUUCCUAGUAAUCUUGCGCUUUGCGUCAAUCCUAACUUUGAUUAUGUUAAGGUCCGCAGCAAGUAUACUGGUAAAGUCUACGUGAUUGCCGAAUGUCUCUUGUCCUCCAUUCCCGUGGAGAAGCCAAAAUCAAGUGAUUCAAAGACAUCGAGCUCCAAGACAAAGGGUGCGAAGACGGAAAAGCCAAUGGAUUCAUAUGAAUUGCUACAGAAAUUUAAGGGCAGUGAACUUGUAAAUAAAAAGUACGAACCACUGUUUAAUUAUUUCGAGGAGUUUGCUGAUGCAGCAUUCAGAGUUGUGGCUGAUAAUUAUGUGACAUCUGACCGCGGUACUGGAAUUGUCCAUUGUGCACCUGCAUUUGGAGAAGAUGAUUACCGAGUUUGUAUUGAGAAUACAAUAAUCAAUAAGGGCGAGAAUUUGGUUGUCGCUGUCGACGAUGAUGGGUGCUUUACUGAUAGGAUUACUGAUUUCAGUGGGCGCUAUGUUAAGGAUGCCGACAAAGAUAUCAUCGAGGCAGUGAAGGGAAAGGGAAGGCUUGUCAAAACUGGAAGCUUUAUGCACAGCUACCCGUUCUGUUGGAGAUCGGAUACCCCGCUUCUUUAUAGAGCUGUUCCAAGCUGGUUUGUUAGAGUUGAAAAGCUGAAAGAUCAAUUGUUGGAAAACAACAGUCAGACGUAUUGGGUUCCUGAUUAUGUGAAGGAUAAGCGAUUCCACAAUUGGUUGGAAAAUGCACGAGACUGGGCGAUUAGUCGCAGCCGGUUUUGGGGUACCCCUCUCCCUGUAUGGACCAGUGUGGAUGGGGAGGAAAUAGUAGUUAUUGAUUCUGUUGCCAAGCUGGAAAAACUGUCUGGUGCUAAGGUGGUUGAUCUCCAUCGUCACAAGAUUGAUCACAUCACAAUCCCUUCUAGUCGUGGUCCUGAAUUUGGGGUGCUUCGACGUGUUGACGAUGUUUUUGAUUGUUGGUUUGAGAGUGGGUCGAUGCCUUAUGCUUAUAUCCAUUAUCCUUUUGAGAAUGAAGAUUUUUUCGCGAAAAAUUUUCCUGGGCAUUUUGUCGCUGAAGGGUUGGAUCAAACUCGUGGAUGGUUCUAUACACUCAUGGUUUUGUCGACUGCAUUAUUUGGAAAGCCAGCAUUUAGGAAUCUUGUCUGCAAUGGUCUGGUCCUUGCUGAGGAUGGUAAAAAAAUGAGUAAAAAAUUGAAGAACUACCCAUCGCCAAUGGAUGUGAUCAAUGAUUAUGGAGCUGAUGCUCUAAGAUUAUACCUUAUCAAUUCUCCAGUUGUCAGGGCUGAAACUUUGCGUUUCAAGAAGGAUGGAGUCUAUAAUGUUGUGAAAGAUGUCUUUCUUCCAUGGUAUAAUGCUUACAGGUUUCUUGUUCAGAAUGCCAAAAGACUUGAGGUUGAAGGAUUUGCACCAUUUUCUCCUGUUAGUCCAACAGCUCAGCAGAAAUCUUCUAAUGUGCUUGAUCAGUGGAUUACCUCAGCUACUCGGAGUCUUGUACAUUUUGUCCGUCAAGAAAUGGAUGCUUACCGACUUUACACGGUGGUUCCGUAUCUUCUGAAGUUUCUGGACGACCUGACAAAUGUAUACGUUCGCUUCAAUCGCAAGAGAUUGAAAGGUCGUACUGGGGAGGAUGAUUGCCGAAUUGCUCUCUCAACUCUCUACAAUGUGCUUCUAACUGCUUGUAAAGUGAUGUCAUCAUUCACACCCUUCUUCACAGAAGUCCUGUAUCAAAAUAUGCGGAAAGUGAGCGUGAACUCGGAAGAAAGCAUUCAUUAUUGCAGUUUUCCUCUGGAAGAGGGGGAGAGAGAUGAACGGAUUGAACGAAGUGUUGCAAGGAUGAAGACAAUUAUCGAUCAUGCUCGUAAUAUCCGUGAGCGGCAUAACAAACCUCUUAAGUCACCACUCAGGAAGAUGAUCAUUGUUCAUCCUGACGGAGACUUCCUUAAUGAUAUAGCUGGAAAACUAAGUGAGUUUGUGCGGGAGGAACUCAAUAUUAAAGAUCUCAUCCCAUGUAAUGACACUUUGGAGUAUACUUCUCUACGAGCGGAGCCCGAGUUCAGUGUGUUAGGUAAACGACUUGGCAAAGAUAUGGGAGUUAUUGCCAAAGAAGUGAAAGCAAUGUCUCAAAACGAGAUUUUGGAGUUUGAGAAAGUUGGCGAACUUACCAUAAAGAUGCACUGCCUAAAGCUAACUGACAUCAAGGUUCGUCGGGAAUUCAAACGUCCUGAUGCCUUGACCGAGGAGGAAAUCGAUGCUGCUGGAGAUGGUGAUGUACUAGUUGUUUUGGAUUUACGGCCCGACGAGUCCUUGUUUGAGUCUGGCUUUGCUCGCGAGGUGGUCAACAGAAUCCAAAAAUUGAGGAAAAAGCUUGCGCUUGAUCCUACUGAUGCUGUAGAUGUUUACAUUGAACCCUUGAAUGAGAACUCAAACCUGGAACGAGUUCUUAAUUCACAGGAACUCUAUAUCAGGGAUGCAAUCGGUUCUCAGUUGCUUCCGUCUACUGCAAUGCCAUCACAUGCUGUGGUGAUUGGAAAGGAGACUUUCCACGGCAUCUCUGGUUUGUCGUUCUCAAUUCAUUUGGCAAGGCCAGCAGUGAUGAUCAAUUCAGAAUCUUGUGCUGCUUUAUACGGAGGAAAUACUCGAUUUUGUCAGAUGUUACAAGUUUACUUAGUCUCUAGGGACCAUAGUAAUCUCAAAACAGAAUUCCAGCUAGGAAAUGGAAAGAUAAGGGUUGAUUCCAUCGAGAAUCUGCCUCCUGUGGAGUUGGAGUUGGGGAGGCACGUUUACUUGAGCGUAGGAGACCACUUUGUGGCUUACAGAAUGCAACUCGACUGA